Messenger RNA from Plenodomus lingam JN3, 807 nucleotides. RefSeq lists its product as uncharacterized. NCBI's taxonomy places the organism in Eukaryota, Fungi, Ascomycota, Dothideomycetes, Pleosporales, Leptosphaeriaceae. The record is from RefSeq and is a predicted model, not a curated record.
AUGGCGUCCAAAAACACAGGUAAAAAGCGAAGAGCGCGCAAGCGCACGGUGGGCAAUGUUCGUGUCGCAAAACAGUUCCCCAGCCGAACGCUGAAGCCGUCGGCACGAAGACAGAUCCAUAGGGAGCGCGCACCGCACUUGUGGAUAUGCCCUGGAAUCGAGGAUCCAGUGAAUGCGAGGGAUACCAGUUAUCCGCGUGCCAGCUUGCUGAGCUUACCUUUGGAAAUACGACAGCAGAUAUUGUAUCUGUCGCUGGAUGUGCGGGAUAUGGAAGCCGCGGCGAGAGCAGAACAGGCUACGGGAGAGGAGAAGAAGAGGUGGGAAGCGAGUACGGUGCAGAAGUUGAGGGAUGAGCGGCUUGUGGGUGUGCCAUUUACUCUUUGGGAGAUUAAGAUGCUCAAGUUGUUUUGUCGGGCGACGACGGUGCUGUGCAGUAUCUCACCGAGCGUGCGCGUGGACAUGCGCUGGGUUCGCAAGAGCUUCCGUCGGGAACUUAUUUCGCAUCUUGAUAACAUACAGCUUUCUCGGUACGCUGUGCCAAGCGUACCGACCGCUGCCGCUGGUUCUGCUCUGCUCACAUGUAGUAAGACGGAAAAAGUGGUAGAGGGGAAAAGCAAGAAGAGUUCAAGAGGGGCACGCAGACCACGCAAAUGCUGGGCAUGUAUGCAGAGACAUGUGAAUGAUGAUCCGGUGUGUCCAAUGGAGAGGAAUGAAGGGUUGAGGUGGUUUAUGAUGACGAAGAAGGUGGGAGGUUGGAAGAGAGAGACGCAGGCUGUGAUGGGAAGAAAGCUUGUUUUUGGGGAUUGA